Messenger RNA from Maylandia zebra (zebra mbuna), 4684 nucleotides. It is a transcript of the gene chrnb1, whose product is annotated as cholinergic receptor, nicotinic, beta 1 (muscle). Lineage: Eukaryota; Metazoa; Chordata; Actinopteri; Cichliformes; Cichlidae. Gene Ontology annotation, biological process: monoatomic ion transmembrane transport. Gene Ontology annotation, cellular component: postsynaptic membrane. The record is from RefSeq and is a predicted model, not a curated record. Gene Ontology annotation, molecular function: transmembrane signaling receptor activity; acetylcholine-gated monoatomic cation-selective channel activity.
AUGGCUGCCUGACUGACAGACAACAACAGUACAAACUGAGUACUGACCAAGUCAAAGUUUAGCUGUAGAGUUCCAGUGAGCUGAACUGGUAAAGAAAGCUAAGCAGGGAAGAAGUUUGAUUCACUCAUUCAAGAUCUAUUUCCGGGGAGGACAAGAGUUUGGUUUUGGGCCUCAUCAUGAAAAGCCUGGAUCUGUUCCUGCUGGCAUGUUGCUUAUACAGCCUGAGCACAUUGGGAGGUGCAACUGAAUCAGAGAAUACUCUGAUGAAGAGCCUCUUUUCCAAAUACAACCUUAAGGUCCGACCAGCUCGUACCCCUGAAGAGAGGGUGGUGGUUCGCGUGGGCAUGAUCCUCACAUCCUUCGUCGGACUGAAUAUGAAAAAUGAAGAAAUGAGCACCACUGUUGUCAUGAAUCUGGAAUGGACAGAUUAUCGGUUGUCAUGGAAACCGAAGGAGCACAAUGGGAUUCAGGUGCUACGCAUCCCCUCUGGGAAGGUUUGGCUUCCUGACAUCGUCCUCAUCAAUAAUAAUGAUGGACAGUUUGAUGUGGCCCUGCAUGUCCAUGUUCAGGUUUACAGUAAUGGCAGGGUAACCUGGACUCCCCCUGCUCUGUACUGCAGUUCCUGUGGAGUCAAGGUAACAUAUUUCCCAUUCGACUGGCAGAACUGCACCAUGCAGUUUCGCUCUUACACAUAUGACUCAACAGAAAUCGACCUGCAGUAUGCCCUGAAUUCAAAAGGCAAGGAGAUUCGGGAGAUCCAGCUGGACGAGUCUUUCAGUGAGAGUGGUGAGUGGUACGUAAGACACAAGCCAAGCAGGAAGAACACAUUUGAUGACGAAUAUGAGGAAAUGACUUUUUACCUGAUCAUCGAGAGGAAGCCUCUGUACUACAUCAUCAACAUCAUCAUCCCUUGCAUCCUGAUUACUAUCAUCGCCAUCUUCAACUUCUAUCUGCCUCCCGAUGCAGGUGAGAAGAUGGGUUUGUCAAUCAAUGUGCUGCUCACCCUCACCGUGUUCCUGCUGCUGCUGGCUGAUAAGAUCCCCGAGACCUCGCUGGGUGUUCCCAUCAUCGUCAACUACAUCAUGUUUACCAUGGUCCUGGUCACAUUCUCUGUCAUCCUCAGCGUGGUUGUCCUCAACCUCCACCAUCGCUCUCCCAACACCCACAUGAUGCCAAUGUGGGUCCGCAAGAUCUUCAUCCACAUGCUCCCUCCUUACCUGGGCAUGCUGCGGCCAAAGGUGGAGACCCCCCUGUCUCUGGAGACCGUACCCCGCCGGGAAAAAAAAGUCACUGCAAUUAGCAUAGCUUCUGACGAAUACUUCAUCCGGAAACCUGACUCUUCCAUUUUAUUUCCCAAACCCAACAGGUACCAGCCGGAUGGCAUAUGCACAGACCUGAGGAAGUUCAUUGAUGGCCCCAGUAGCUACCUUGCACUACCUGAUGAGCUCAAGUCAGCCAUAGAGGCCAUCACAUACAUAGCCGAGGCUCUGCAGGCUGAAAAAGACUAUGAAGCGCUGAAAGAAGAUUGGCAAUAUGUGGCAAUGGUGGUGGACCGGAUGUUCCUGUGGAUUUUCGUCGUUUUCACCACUGUGGGCACGCUGGCCAUCUUCGCCGAUGCUAGCUUCAACCAUACCCCUACGGACCCCUUCAAGCCCUUCUGAAGCACAGGGGUGUCUGAUUUUCAUGAACCAUGUUGCUGGAAGUUACGAAUCCCUUGAUGUACAUGUAGAGGAAGACAAUUGUAACUGUUAAAAUAAAUACAGUUUCCAAUACAUUGCCUCAUCACAAAACACACAAUGCCUUUUUAAAUUAUAGCUGUACUAGUACUUAAAGGGCCAGUAACUGACAAACCAUAUGGAUUUUAUGGUGUUCUUUUUAGAUUUGUAGAAUUUUAAACUUUUACUGUGUUUGUUAGAUUUGGGAGAAACGCUUUCAAAACCCCAAAUUCAUAUAAUGUACUUUGCAAGCCUACGAUUAGGGUUAUAAGUUAGGACUAAAUAAGGUCUAUGGUCUAGAUAACCCCAACCCUAGCUCCAUUCAUAGGCAAUUACAAUAUGCAAUUUUUGUGUUUAUAUAAUUGCUUUCCAAGUUUUCUCAUUAUAGAAACAAAGACAAUAAUCGGACACACAGAAAUCAAAAACAGCUGAAAAAAAAAACCCCAAACAGUUUUGGCUUCAACCAAAAUAAAUGGCUAGGUUUCCACUGUAAGGACUUGGAUACCAGAAUGUUAACAGGGUUACACUCUGUUGCAGACAUGGACACACCCAUCAUCCUAUGGUGAAAUUUAGUUAAUUUGGGGCGAUAAUUUUCAUCGAUGCUGACUCUACCUGACUCAACCAGAAUUUGUAAAAGAAAACAAAGAAAAUAACAAUUCUGAUGUACAUCACAUGAAAAACUACUUACAUUUCACAAGUCUCCAAACUAUUUAGUCAGGGUAGGUUUACCUCAGAAGAUUAAUCUGGCCCAAAACCUUCUCCUAAUUCCAGAUGUGUUGCCAGUGACAGUUUGUAUGUUAAAUUUUUAAAAUAAUUAAAAUAACAAAAAAUAAUAAAUGCAUUGAUGAAAUUGCAUGAAAUGUAACUACUAAACCAAUGUUAGCAUACCAUACAUGCGUAUAAAUGCUACAAUAUAAACUACCAGCGUGGGAUUUUUUUAUUUUGUUAUUAGCUGUAUUAGGGUUUGAAGUGUGGCUCCAGGACUGGGUGUUCAUAUGUGGUGUUAACACAUAAACACCAAGACAAACCAGGCCCUAUAAUGAGCGUGCUGCAAGCCCAUGUCAGAAUGUGCUGGAGAGUGGCACAUGCUUUGCGGUAUAUUUCUGCAGACACAGUAAUCCUCUGCAUUUCAGGCAUUGGUGUAUGUAACGGAGCAGCACACCAACCCCAUUCAUCUGCUGCACCAACAGCCAAUGGAAUUCCCAAUAAUAGAGAAGACUCGUGCCUCUCGGUGCCUCGUUUUGUCUGGACACACGCAUGCUGCAUGUCCCUUUUACCACACCUGUCCUCUUGGUCUUGUGCUUUCAUUUUGCUUUUGUCUUUUAAAUAGAGAUCUGAGGGGAGAAUAUCAAAGGCUCCAUCUGUUCUCAGAAUGCUAUCACCUGCCCACCCUGCUAUUAAUAUCCCCACAUGUUGGCACUGGUCACCGGACACUACUGCAUGGGCUUCCCUGUUAUUUCUCUGUGUAAAUACACUCUCUCACUGAGAUCUAUUAGCGCAAGUAUUUGGGGGCUGAAAUUCUGCCAGUCCACGGCAGCCCACCUUGGCGACAGCACUGAUAGCCCCUCAGUAUUAUAGACCACCAUAUGUGACGUUAUCGCUACACUAGUGGUUGAAUUGCACUUGUUCCCUUUCCCGUCUAACACAUAACCUUCUAUGAAAGAGUAGCUUUGAGAAGCCAGGCUGCACAAAAACAAACACAGAGGUCAUUCUGAAUGAUGUAUUCACGCUGAGAAUGGCAGCUCAGAGGAGGUCAAGUCAGAGGCAUUUUCCCCUCACUUAAGUUUCAAUCUGCUGUUGAUUUAUAGUUUUAUGUUUUCACACUGGAAAGGCUCACCAGCAUGAGGGAGAGAGGAUGGAAUGACCCAACUGAGAGGAGAGAAAUUUAAAGGCAGAGACAGAGAGUAGGGGAUGGAGGAAAGAUGAACUUUAUGAGGCUUGAAAUAUAGACAUCAGCUUCGUAAAAAGCAACACGAAGGAUCAGAGAUAGAGCAGAAUCCGGAGUUCACUCGGGGGCCUUUGCUUCAUCGAUCAUUACGCUUGUAGUCCUCGCAGCCCUCUAUGGCAAAAAACAUCCAUCUCCAUUUUUAUACUUUCAUCCACAUCUUUUCUUGCCUCGAGCUCACAUCAAACUCAGAAUCAGCAAUGCUGAGGUGCUUUUUACUAAGACCUCUCCAUCAGUAUUGGCAUCACCUCCCUGCUCCUGCCAAGAAGUUUGGUAAUUCUAGAUUUCAUCACGCCACAGUAUCUGUGAAGCAGAGCCUUUCAUUUUCAGCUCCUUAAAUCACAGUGUGACUAAAGCCAUAGUUUUUAUAGGAAUUUGUACCUAAAGAACAGACAAACCCCAUCACUUGUGCUGUUUAGAAAGAUUCUCAAAACAAGUUUAUUUCAUAAUUUAAUCAAUUUAGGUUUUUUUUACCAGAACAUCAACAUUGUUUUAAACAGUAAAAAAAAAUAUAUUUCACUAUUUCUAUGAACAUAAAUAUAAAUAAGCAUAGCAUUAACUGAUGGAGGUCACAAAGUCAAACCCAGUCUACAAUCCCUGCAGAUCAGCUGAUACUGUUCUACGCACCCAACUUUGCAAAUCUCAUAUAUUGUAGGGAUUAAACUUUAGCCUGUCUAUGGUUGCUGUGACACUGCAAGUUGCUUUGCAGCCCCCCUCCACUCCUGCUCUUCCUCUUCAUGUUGUAGCUGACUUAAUCAGUGUCAAAUCUGUGAAUGCCUGCUUUUGUCUGUAUCUCUGUGCCACUUCCUUCCUUCUGUGUGGAGAUGACCUUUCUAAAUGUUGAUGGGUUUGUACGCCAUGUCACGCAAAAAACGUUGACGCACAUGGAAAUAACAAUCGUCUUUGACAGGCACGGCCUUGAAAUAUUGUUUUGGUUUAAAAUCAUUUUUUAUUUUUAAAUUGCAUAAUCGAUUUUGCUACUUUUGAUUUGUAGGAAAAUUAGACAAUAAAUUCAGUGUUUGUG